Messenger RNA from Pyrenophora tritici-repentis Pt-1C-BFP, 930 nucleotides. The record is from RefSeq and is a predicted model, not a curated record. Lineage: Eukaryota; Fungi; Ascomycota; Dothideomycetes; Pleosporales; Pleosporaceae.
AUGCGAGGCUUCGGAACGAUAAUCCGUGAUUCCGGUCCUGCUCGUUCUACCACUGCUUUAUUCACUGCGCUGCUGGUCACCAGCGCUACCUUCUUACCGCUCUUGAUACAGGGUGCUGUCGCAAACCCUGUUCCUAUAUCGCUACCAGAUCCGCAAAAACCUGUAUAUACAUCUUCAGCUGGUCUGUACCCGAAUCCAGAACCAUGUACCGGAAACUUUUCCUGGAUCGGACGUCAAGACUCAGCUAUUGGUGUUGCCACGUCCAAGUCGCUCAAGCCAGGCACCUGGGUAGAUCACGGGACCGUCGGACUUCCACUUUCCAAAGACUAUAAUCUCAUCGACCCCUUCAUCUACCAAGAAAAGCCAGAUAGCCCAAUUUACUUCACCUUUGGCUCGUACUGGAACGGCAUCUACCAAGUUGAACUUUUUUACCAUGACAACUUGCUUACUUUUGGCGGCUGGGCUCAGGAAAACAACCGUAUCUCUAACGUGAUCCGGAAUACCUCGACCAACGCCGCCGUUGUCGAGGGCGCCACCAUGCAUAAGGAAAAAGACUUUUACUACAUGUUUUACAGUGUCGGUCAGUGCUGCAAUAUACCCAAGAACGGUUUCAUUGGUGCACGCGAUCUCGCCCCCGAUGGUUUGGUGUAUCACGUUGUCGUCUGUCGGUCAAAGGCACCUAACGGACCGUUCCAAGACCGCGAUGGCAAGAGCUGCUUGAACCAAAAUGGCGGUACGACGAUCCUGGCCAGUCAUGGAGACAUCUACGCGCCUGGUGGACAGGGCAUUAUGAUUGACCCGCGGAGUGGGCGGACAGUAAUGUACUAUCAUUAUGUUCGUCCGAGUGUCGGCUAUGCAGCCGAACAGUUUCUUUUUGGAUACAACUACCUUGAUUGGAAGGACGGCUGGCCUGUUGUCGUUGGUGCUUGA